AUGUAUGCUGACAUGUAUAGGAACCGCACUCGACAUAGUGUAGGCUCUGAGCCAUUGAGGCACCGCUUCAGUAUAGCCUCGCUACGGGGAAUCCAGCAGCCUGAGUUGAGCAAGGACCUGUUCAAGGUGAUCAAGACCGAAGGCCAUGCUGUCAACUCAUACAAGAAUGCAGGCCAGGACCGUGUGCUGGCGGCCACUCAGUUGUCGAACUGGGGUUUCAACACAGAAGACCCGGCAGUCUCUGAUAUAUCAGACAAGCUGGGGAUCAUUUUGUCCGAAAUCGGCGAGCAGGAAGACCUGUACUCAUAUAACCUGGAGGACGCAAGGUGUAUCCUGAAACAUAUUAGGAACACAGAGGGUUCUGUCCAGCCUGCAAGGGAUCACAAGGCGAAAAUUAUCGACGAAAUCCACAAGCAUAAGCUCCGUGAUCCGGAUGGUGCAAAAGUCACUGGCCUAGAGCAGGAGCUUGUCCGAGCUGAGGCUCGCGCUCUAGUUGCAGAAGCCCAGUUGACGAACAUGACCCGCCAAAAAUUCAAGGAGGCCUUUGACCUGCACUUGGCUGCCACCAUCGAGCGGGCCGAGAAACAGGCCCAGCUUGCCCGUCACGGCCGACGUCUCCUUGCUCUCAUCGACGAUACCCCGGUCGUCCCUGGAGAAGGCAGGGAGAAGUUUGACCGCCUUGAAGACAGCCGUCAGAUAAUGGAAGAUGCUGAGGCAGAUCUCACGUCGUGGGAGCCUAACCUCGAACCGGUCCCCAUGGCCUCCGAAGGGCUUAUCCCCAAGAAGAUUGAGGCUCAUGCGAACGGAAACGGCGUCAAUGGAAGCGGAGUCAAUGGCAAGGCAGUGGAGGAGAGCGAGAUCUAGGAGAUCUUCUCCUGUUUUAUGGGGUCAAAAAGGGCAUAGCCAUAUAAUGCUGGAGUCAUCGCCCUGUCUUGGAUUGGUGCUGUUGUUGACAACUAGUUAGUUAGUCGAUGCUCAUAAUAUAUAUAAUUAGGAUGUCCCCUACCUAUUUUUCCAGCCGCAUCGCCGUCUCUCCAUCUCUCCAUCGCUUCAUUAUCCCUCCUUGACUGCUUGUCUUCGUCUGCC
Trichophyton rubrum CBS 118892 is the source of this 1086-nucleotide messenger RNA. RefSeq lists its product as uncharacterized. NCBI's taxonomy places the organism in Eukaryota, Fungi, Ascomycota, Eurotiomycetes, Onygenales, Arthrodermataceae. Gene Ontology annotation, cellular component: eisosome filament; plasma membrane. Gene Ontology annotation, molecular function: lipid binding. The transcript is spliced from 2 exons. Gene Ontology annotation, biological process: negative regulation of protein kinase activity; endocytosis; eisosome assembly. The record is from RefSeq and is a predicted model, not a curated record. The coding region runs from base 1 to 864 and encodes 287 amino acids.